UCGCCCGCAGAGUAUCGCGCAUAGCGACAGUUUAGACCUAUACACAUUCAAAUACACGGCUUCUCAAGUCAGGAGAGGAUUCGCUGGCUGCAGCUCUAGACUGAAAAAUGAAAAUCCAAGACGGAAGCAAAUAGGACACGAUGAAAACAUUCCUUCUGGAGACAACUAAGGGGAUUGCUUUACUUGUGGCUUGCUUGGGCCUUCUGUUUAGCAGCAUUGUCUCCUGUUUGGAUUGCAUGAAUGACCUUGGUUUGGCGUCGGGCCGUCUCCGUGACUACCAGUUCAGUGCUUCUUCGUACGAAAAUGGAGAAGGUGAACCUUGGUAUGGAAGGCUUGGCGGCUCCACCAAGAAGAACUGGUGCGCUUCCACCAAGGACACAGGCCAAUAUCUACAGAUAGAGCUUGGCCCCAAUGAACAUAAAAUCACGGCCGUGGCGACACAGGGAGCCAAUAAUCACGACUCUUGGGUACUGACGUACACAUUAUCCUCCAGUUAUGAUGGACGGAGUUGGGCUGAUUACAAAGAGGGGGGAAGUGUAAAGGUUUUCAGCGGGAACACCGAUAGGAAAUCAAUAGUCAAGCACGAGCUCGACCCAGCUUUCCACGCGGUCUAUGUGCGUUUCCAGCCCAAAACAUGGAGCGGGGACCUGUGUAUGAGGGCUGAGCUAUAUGGGUGCUAUGCCUUGCAGGGCGCCCUCGGACUUGAAAACGGCACGAUACCAAAUUCGAACAUGCACAGCAGAUCCAUUAGCUCUAACCCUGCCUAUGGCCGCCUCAACAAUAAUAAUGCCUUCAGACCAUCGCCCACUCAUCUGGAGACAUUCCAAGUUGACCUUGGCCCUGGAGUUCAAACCGUCACUGCUGUAGCUACACAAGGGAGUCCAACAACAGACGAGUGGACCAAGUCAUUUACCUUGAGUUACACCCGUGACGGAACCGAAUGGUACACGUAUAAGGAAAAUGGCAAAGUCAAAACAUUUGAGGGGAACAGGGACCGAAACACUGUGAUCACCAAUGUUCUUCGUCAUAACAUCACUGUGAGGUACCUUCGCUUUGACCUCCAAACGUUCUACCAGCGCCCAUCCUUAAGAGCAGAAAUCUACGGUGGCAGAACUUGCGACACUGCAUUUGGAAUGGAGAGCAAACAAAUUCCUGAUUCCAGCCUCAACGCAUCACGUGAUGCGGGACCUGGGUACGAACCAGCGAAAGCUCGGCUAAACGGUGCCGGGGCCUGGUGCGGAGUCUCGUCAACAGACGGGUUGUACGUUGACCUUGGCGAAGUACGAAAGGUGUCAAAGGUCGGAAUCCAAGGUCAUCCAACAGAAGAGAAGUGGACUACUAAGAUAAAGCUGCAUUAUAGCGUUGAUGGACUGAGAUGGUACAUGUACGAGCCCACGAGAGACGAUUACCAGCACAAAACAAAUACAGACAGGACCACAGUGGUUUAUCUGUCGCUUUUAAAAGCAAGGCGAGCCCGAUAUGUCAUGUUUCAGCCUCUGACGUGGCAAGGUGAACCUUGCAUGCGAGUGGAGCUAUACGGGUGUGAUUAUUGCAACGACGACAUGGGACUAGAGCGCUACGAGCUGCCAGACAAAUCCCUCUCCGCAUCCUCCAUAUAUUACGCCGGUCACGAACCUUGGCUGGGCCGCCUAUGGGAUCAAAGGGGCGAGGGGGCCUGGUGCGCAUUGGAGAACGACGGCAACCAAUAUCUCCAACUAGACUUUGGCCACCCUGUGCACGUCCGAGGCGUGGCUACCCAGGGCAAAUACCGAAAGUCGUGGUGGGCGAUUAAAGAGUACGCGUGGGUGAAGACGUACAAGCUGAGUUACGCCGAGUAUUUCGAUGACUGGAGCUACAGCGGGUAUAUUGGCAGGUGGAUGUUUUACACCGAGGAUGGUAGUACUCACAAGGUUUUUUCGGGGAACACUGGAUUUGAUACCGUUAGACACAUGCUGUCGAAGAAAGUAAUCACUCGGUAUCUGCGGUUUGUACCCUCGACCUACCAGGGAUGGACGUGCCUUAGAGUAGAAGUCUUCGGAUGUAAAGUUUGUGAUGAGCCUUUGGGUAUGGAGGAGUUUCACAUUACAAGGGAGCAGCUCUUGGAGUCCUCUGGCCGAAAUCUUAUUAGCUCUCCAAACAGACCAGACCUGGGAAGAUUGAAUUAUAAGCAUAUGUCAGGCUGGGGAACUAAAACCAAUAAUGAAAAGAAAUGGCUUCAGGUUGACCUUGACAGUGAGCUAGCUUACGUGACGGCCGUGGCUACACAGGGUGACCGAAAAUACGCUUACAAUGGGAUCGCAAAGUACAUUUUGUCGUUUAGCCUUAAUCAGCUUGAUUGGUCAGAUUACCAGGAAGAGUGGGAAACUAAGAUCUUCGAAGCUGAAAGGCCUGCAUUUCAAGUUACUAAAAUCUACCUCAAACAUAAAACACGCACGAGAUACAUUCGCUUCUGGACUGAAGAGCAGAUCCGCGAGAUGGUCAUGAGUGUAGAAGUAUUUGGAUGCAGAGGUUUGUCUUCACUCCUGUCUGGUUCAUCUGGAGCUAACUCUGAGACCUACCCGAAGUACUAUACGGGUUCCCAAACAAGGCUUAUCCGCUGGUACGGUGAGCCCGCCAUAAAUAGAGCAACAGCCAACGCCACUUGGUGUGCAGAAUCCGGGGAAUUUCUCCGCGUUGAUUUCGGAUCUGUCAAGCACGUACGUGCAAUCUACAUGCAAGGACACCCAGCCGAGGCAAAGUGGGUGGCGAAGAUUAAAUUCAGUCAUAGUGCCGACGGGUUGUUCUUCAAGACAUUCAAGGGCUACAAUAAUAUCGAGGAAUUUAUCGCAAACGUUGACACUCACAAAAUAGUUCGCCUUUCGAUGGAUCCUUAUCUGUUCACACGCAUCCUUCAUAUCCAUCCUACAGAGUUUGAAGGCGCACCUUGUAUGCGCAUUGCUAUAUAUGGAGAUGAAGCAUGCUCGGAACCCUUGGGAGUUGAAUCUGGCCUGAUACCUAACAAAGCGAUGAGAGGGACAAGCUGGAUUACCAUCGAUAGGAACCGUAAAAACGCUCGACUUAACAACAUCGAGGGCGAGGGAGCUUGGUGUCCAGCAGUUGUAGACCAGACACAGUUCUUUGAAAUUAACCUGGGUCAAAUGAUCAGAGUGACUGGCGUGGCAACUCAGGGGAGGUUCCCGGUGGCGGAUUGUCACGUGCUUGAUGCAUGGGUCACUAGAUAUGCCCUGGAGCACCUAGGACUCGACGGGUUAACAUGGAGGAAUUACACCGAGCAAGGUGUUAUAAAGAUUUUUAAAGGAAACACGGACUCAAUAAAUAUUGUUACCAACUGGCUUAAUGAAGAACUGAUCACGAAAGCUAUCAAGUUCCGCCCAAAGGAGUGGUUCACUAGAAUUUGCAUGAGGGUAGAGCUUUAUGGCUGUAAAGAGCAUUUCAAGCCUAUUGGUAUGGAAAACUACGACAUUUCAAGUGAGAAUAACAUCCAUCAGUUCGAUAAAAAAGAUGACAACUUUCGAUUGCACCUCCCACAGUUUUCAAAAAUUUCAGAUUGCCUCAACAAUAAUCAAGGUGCAAUGUACCUCCGAAUUAUCAUGGGCCAGACGCCCUUUAGAGUUACUGGCAUUGGCAUGCAGGGAAAGAACGAACACAUUAAAAGUGUGGUUCUAGAAUACACUCUGCAGUUAAGCCCAGAUGGCACAGCAUGGUACGACUAUAUGGAGGAUGGCGAGAUCAAGCAUUUGACUACAACGAAGUACCUUGACACGCAGACCAUUGCAGUCAGGAAUUUCCGGUAUUCAUUUUUAGCUCGACACGUGGUGAUAUGGGCAGUCAAGUACUUAUAUGCGUGCUUUCGUGUUGAGCUUUACGGAUAUAAAGUUGAAAAUGAACCAAUGGUUAACAGUAAUACACCUGUGACCUCCUCCGCCGCCAAGCCUGGGUACGAGUCCUCCAAAGCUGAGCUGCUCUUUGGCUCAAAUAAUGCGUGGUGCGCCAACGACGGCAACGACCCGUUCAUAGAGGUAGACCUCGGCAGAAGCAAGGUCAUCAAUGAGGUUGCUGUAGGUGGACUUCCUGAUGGAAAUGGUCGUGUGUUGACCUACAGGCUAUCAUCGAGCAAGGAUGGUUAUCUUUGGGAGGAAUACAAGCACGGCCCUGAACCGCACAAGGUUUUUUCGGUCAGCGGCAAUACAUACGAGGCUACCAAGCAUGAGCUGGUUUUUCCAAUCACUUCUCGCCACGUCAGACUUUACCCGAUCACGUGGAACACGAGUUCUGGCUCACCCUGCCUGACGCUACAGCUGUACGGAAAGGAGGAAUGCAUGGACGCCCUUGGAAUGCAAGAGUGGCGAAUACCGCGCUCCGCCGUCUCAGCCUCGUCACGCAUUAGCACCAAUUACAUGCCGUGGAUGGCGAGGCUUGACUCAACAGAGUUUGGUGGGGCUUGGUGCGCUAGGCGCAACGCAGUGGGCGAGUACCUCCAGAUUGAUCUGGGCCUCAUGGCGCGUGUGACCGCAAUCGUGCUACAAGGGAAGGAGGCCGCUACCAAGCUACCAUCUUUACCCGAGGCCUGGGUCGAGAAGUAUGUUCUAUGGUAUAGUGAUGACGGCUUGAUGUGGGAAGAGUACAAAGAAGACGGGACUACCAAGGAAUUUCAAGGAAACAAUGACGGAAAAGCUAAAUCAACGUCUCAAAUAAACAACAAACUUUUUACGAGGUUUCUUCGAAUCUAUCCUAAAAGCUGGAGAAACCACAUCUGUAUGAGAGCCGAUAUUAUUGGAUGCGAAUAUUGCGGUAAUAGCCUUGGAUUAGAGAGCCAGCAUAUCCCCGACUCGGCGAUAAGAGCCACCAGUUCUACCGAUGGACCACGUUUUGUUCGUUUGAACCUUUAUGAUCGCCAUCAAACUUUCCAAACACACCUCCCUGGAGAAUUUAUGGAUAUUGACCUUGGGCCCGCGAUGAAGAGAGUCAGCGGGUUCGCCAUACAGGGUGGAAUUUUAGCCUUUGGUUUUGUAACUAAAGUAGCGGUGGCAUAUAGUAAGGACGGGAUAAAAUAUUUGCCAUAUUUAGACGAGGACGGGACAAAAGAGAAGGUCUUUAACGGAGCAUGGGGGAGAUAUUUGGCAUUCAAAAGACGAAUAUAUCCCCAUAUUUUUGCACGGUACAUACGCAUAAUUGUUAAAAGUGUCUUCCGCAGUGCUACUAUACACGUAGAGAUCUACGGAUGUGACUGCACAGAUGCGAUUUCAAUUGUAACUCUGAAAGCAUCCAGUGAACAAUCUGGAAAAGAGGCGUCAAAUGCUGGAUUAAAGAGCAUGUCAGCGGCAUGGUGCGCGCGCAUAGAUGACGUCCAUCCUUACUUGGAGGCUGACUUACGAACAGUCUAUGUCAUUACAUCUAUCUUGACAUUCGGGGACCCUGUGUCGAAGGUUUAUGUUGCUUCUUAUAAUUUGACGUCCAGCUUGGAUAAUGUGUUUUGGCAGGAAUACGUGGAAAGGGAUUUGGAAGGCAUUGGGAAUGCAUUAAUAAAGUUUAUAAAGCGCGGCUCUCAUGAGGGACACAUGGCACAUCUACAGUUUCCAUUCAAGGCGCGUUAUAUUCGUAUUGGGCUUGUGACAAGUAGUGGGAGGUGCAUAAAAGUGCAGUUUUACGGCCGCCAUGAGUGUAAAGAGGAUCUCGGUAUGCAAACAUCUAUGAUCUCCGACUCUUCUGUCACUGCAUCCAGCAUCCGUAACCUUGGAUACAAGCCUAGCUUUGCCAGGAUUGGGCGUCACUAUGGUAACGGAGCUUGGUGCGCUGCUACCGAUGCGAAAGGAGAAUAUCUACAGGUCGACCUGGGAGUCCUUUACCGAGUCACAGGUGUGGCCUUACAGGCCAAGUUAAAGGACACGCAGGGAUUCGUAGAAGCUUGGGUGAAGCUCUUCAAGAUAGUCCAUAGCUCAGAUGGUAUUACCUGGAAUGAGCACAAAGAAAAUGGAGAAUCCACGGCAAAGGAGUUCCCUGGCCCCUCGUCCAAGUACGACACCUCCAAGGUGAACUUCACGCCUGCUGUUUAUACGCGGUUCAUACGCAUUGUGGCGUUAAGCUGGGAGACACACGUAUGCAUGAGAAUUGAGCUUUAUGGAUGUCGAGCGUGUGGCGAUGCUUUAGGGUUGGAGGAUUUCAGGGUUCCUGAUGAAGCCUUUACUUCUUCCGGUGUUGCCAGCCCUUACCACCUUCCACAUUACGGUCGCCUAGGCCAUCAGUAUGGAUAUGUGCCGAUAAACAAGAAUUUCGAGGACUACUUACAGGUUGAUUUGGGGAAAGAAAAGGUAAUAACGGGAGUUGCAACUUCUCCUUAUAGAGACAGACUCUUUGAGUUAACUGAAUACGCUCUUGAGUACAGCCAGGACGGCAGAGCCUGGACCAUGCACAAGAACACUACAGGGGACGUGAUACUAAAGGGGCAUCGCCAUCGCAUGGAGACAGUCAGGAAUGAUUUGGAUCAGAAUAUAACAGCCCGCUAUGUGCGCUUGAGACCGAAGGCGUGGUUGUAUGACUUAAAUAUCAUGAUGGAGCUUUAUGGCUGUGACGGCAAGAGACAAGUGACGGAGGAAAAAGUGAUGUCUAAAAAACUCCCUUGAACACGAAAAAAAACUGGCAGCUUUCACCAACUGACACAUGGUACAAUAAUGUCAUCAAGAACCACUGAUCCAGAAGGCAUAGGAAUGAUUUAGUUAACCUUUGAAUAUGAUGCUUGUAUGACCUUGACCCGAAGGGGGGGUGGGGGUACUCAGCCAGUGUUUGGGUAUAGGGGUGCCGAUGGGGGUUUUGAAACCUGACCCUGUUUAGGACAAAAAUACUGAAAAACCAUACCCUGUUUAGGACAACACCCUUGAUUUUAUGACCCUGUUUAGGACAACACCCUCAAUUUUACGACAAAUAAAAAUGACACACUUAAUUGAUUUAUACCUUCUUUUUUGGGUAAAAACACAGAAUACGUUUCAUCAAGUAUUAUACUCCAAUUACUAAGUCUAGAAAAAUGAAGACUUUUAUCGCAAAAUCGAUCGCAGAAGGAAGCACCCAGUUAGCACGUGAGAGCAAGCAAGGCAAUCAGAUCGGCAGCGGGAUCAGCGGUUACGAGUUUUAGCAAGACAAGCAAAUCGCUACCCUGUUUAGGAGAGCCUUGCUGAACAUUAUGUACCCUGAGGCCUGAAAUAUAUACCCUGUUCAGGACAGAGAAGCCUGAAAUGUAUCCCUGUUUAUGACAGAGAGGUCAAAACCCAUACCCCGUCCAACGGCACGUCCCUGUAUAGCCAGUACAAGGGAGUACCCCCCCCCCCAGGGACCUUGAGCCCUGGCCUUGAAUCAUUUUUUAAAGUUUUCUUUUUAUUCUCACAGUGACGAAAAUACUGCACACUUUUAUUCUACACUCAAUAAAACACUCGCGUAUAAGAACCUAGAGUUUUCAAGAUCAGGUUGAAUAGGUUAUCCAAACAGUAACAGUCACUAGUCAGAAUGCUUGCUGACAUGCCAAUCAUUGCUGAGCACAACAUGUAAGCCCAUGUUGUAAUGCGCCAAACAAUUAUGAACCCUUAAUCAUGUUUUAAAUUGUCUUCAUGUGCAAUAUUUCAUAGGUUUCUUCUAUAUACAGAAUUUCAAAAAUCAACAUUUGAGUAGUCUUUCAAGAACCAAUUUUCCCCACCAGGUUCAAGGGAUGGUUUAAAUGCCAAAUUUCAGCCUGUAGGUUCUUAAUAUCAAGGUUCUUAUAGGCAAGUGUUUGCUAUGAUGAAGCAGAGGUUAGUUAGUGGAACUAUGAGAACAGCGACGUAGCCAGAAUUUUCAACAGGAGGGGGCCCAAAGACCCUUUCAAGGCAUUUUCACCUGUGUCUUAGAUAAUGCCCCAUACAUUCACUGUAUUUUUGGCUGCUAGAAGGGGGGCCCAGGCCCCCUUGGCCACCCCCCUGGCUACGCCCUGAAGAAGCCUACAUGCAGGCUGCAACGGAUGUUUUCAUCAA
Messenger RNA from Nematostella vectensis (starlet sea anemone), 7994 nucleotides. RefSeq lists its product as uncharacterized. The record is from RefSeq and is a predicted model, not a curated record. The coding region runs from base 141 to 6620 and encodes 2159 amino acids. Lineage: Eukaryota; Metazoa; Cnidaria; Anthozoa; Actiniaria; Edwardsiidae. The transcript has 38 exons.